AUGCCGCGGCCAAGAAAACGUCAGUUAUUCAACUUCAACCAAGAAUCUAGAGAAGGAAACAACAACGCUGAUCCAGCUAAAGUCCCUCGCCUUUCUUUGGUUUUACAUGAACGGGAUUCAACUUCAAUAAAUUGCCAGUCUUCAUUGAAUCACCAGCCUUCAACUACAAUAAAUUGCCAGUCUUCAUUGAAUCAUCAGCCUUCAACUUCAAUAAAUUGCCAGUCUCCAGUGAAUCACCAGCCCUCAUUUUCAAUAAAUUGCCAGUCUCCAGUGAAUCACCAGUCUUCAACUUCAAUAAAUUGCCAGUCUUCAGUGAAUCAUCAGUCUUCAACUUCAAUAAAUUGCCAGUCUCCAGUGAAUAACCAGUCUUCAACUUCAAUGAAUUGCCAGUCUCCAGUGAAUCAUCAGUCUUCAACUUUAAUAAAUUGCCAGUCUUCAUUAAAUCACCAGCCUUCAACUUCAAUGAAUUGCCAGUCUCCAGUGAAUCACCAGUCUUCAACUUUAAUAAAUUGCCAGUCUUCAUUAAAUCACCAGUCUUCAACUUCAAUAAAUUGCCAGUCUCCAGUGAAUCACCAGCCUUCAAAUACGACAAAUCUCAGAGAAGCUUCAACUAGAGCAAAUGCAGUUAUUAGAAAUAUCGUCAAACUAGAAAAUUCUGAGAAGCGUUUAAGGAAACUUGAGGAUCUGCGACUUCGAGCUUCACGACGACUUAAAGUGGAAACUUGCACACAGUAUUCUCAGAGACUUGAAGAUCUGCGGCAGAGAGCUUCACAUCGACUUCAAGCGGAAACUUGCACACAGUAUUCUCAGAGACUUGAGGAUCUGCGACAGAGAGCUUCACAGCGACUUCAAGCGGAAACUUGCACACAAUAUUCUCAGCGACUUGAGGAUUUGCGACAGAGAGCUUCACAGCGACUUCAAGCGGAAACAUGCGCACAAUAUUCUCAGCGUCUUGAGGAUCUGCGACAGACAGCUUCACAGCGACUUCAAGCAGAAACAUGCGCACAAUAUUCUCAGCGACUUGACGACAUGCGACAAAGAAAUUCAAGACGAUAUGUAAAUGAAACUCCCAUAGAAUAUUCUAAGCGACUUGACGACUUGCGACGAAGAGCUUCACAGCGACUGGAAACUGAGUCUCCAACAGAAUAUUCCAAACGACUUUAUGACAUGCAAAAUCGUGCUUUACAACGAACAAAUAAUGAAACGCCUACUCAACGAAAUGAGAGACUUGAAGAAAUGCGACAGCAAGCAGCCAUAAGAUUAUCUGAAGAAACCCACGAACAACGCAUCGAGAGACUUGAAGAAAUGAGACAAGGGGCAGCCAUAAGAUUAUCUAAAGAAACCCACGAACAACGCAAUGAGAGACUUGAAGAAAUGAGACAGCGGGCAACACUAAGGUUAUCUGCAGAAACGAAGAUAAAAGAGGACCAACGUUUGGAGGAACAAAGACGGCGUGACGCAAGACGAAGAGCAGCCUUGGAGAAAACUAAAGUACAAACGUACAAGAGCGCAGUGAACUCAAGUGUUAACUAUAGAUCAUUGGGCCCCUUUACAAUUACAUGCAUACAUUGCCAGGCGAUACAUUUUCCAGAGGAAAGAGUUGGCAACAAAGUUAACAGAGACUCCUUCGGGGACUGCUGUUUACAUGGUCGAAUUUCCCUGGAAGCUCCUAUCUUUCCAAAUGAAUUAAUUAUUUUGUUUUUAGGUCAGCACCCUUUGGCACAGGAAUUUCAUAAGAAGAUACGAAAUUUAAAUGCAUGCUUUUCAUUGGCAUCAUUUAAUGUGGAUGACGACAGGACAAUUAAUAGCCACGGCAUUUAUAGUUUCAUCGCAGCAGGGAUGAUUUAUCAUAAAAUAAAUUUGGCUGUUCAUCCAACACAAAAUCCAAAUGGUGACUACGAAAGACCACAAUAUGGUCAGCUCUACUUUCUGGAUCCCGACGAUGCUGUGAAUGAAAGAAUUCAUCAUCCAUACAAUAGUGACAUCAACCAAGACUUAAUGAAUAGAUUGGAGAAAAUCAUACGCGCCGUCAAUUGUUUCGCUCAGGCAUUUAAAAUGAUGAGAGAAGUGGAGACAGAAACUAGACAACUUGCAUCAGCAAACAGAAUAGCACCUCCACAUGUUCGACUUUUGUUUACUAAUCCUGAUGGUUUUGAUAUCAGGCGCUACAAUGUCCCCUCAUCCAAUGAAGUAUGUGCUGUGCUGACACUGAAUGCUGAUCAAAGCAUUCCAGCUAAUGAAAUGGUUGUACAUCAGCGAGGCAAAGAAAUAGUUACUUUAAAGAACACAGACAAACGAACAGAGCCCUUCACAUAUCCAUUAUUUUAUCCUAAAGGCACCUUUGGAUAUUCUGUGGAUCUAAAGCUACAACAGCCUUAUCCCAGUCGGCAGCAUCUAACAAGACUGGAAAUGGCACAAUACCGUAUUGCUUAUCGCAAAGGACUCACCAAAAAUCUCCCACUUGAAAAAGAUCGAAGCGAUCUUGAUCUACGUGAAACACAAUUCAACGCACUACAUUUUGGUGGCCGACUGUUUCAGCAGUAUCUGGUUGACACAUUUAUUAGAGUCGAACGCGAUCGCAUCCAGUGGAUCAAGUCCAACCAAAAGAAGAUUCUGGCUGAAAAAUACAUAGGAGUGUCUAACUUUCUUAAAGAACUGGCUGAAAAGAAAGAUGCUGUUGUUGGUGAAACCAUCAUUUUACCAUCCUCCUUCCCAGGCUCAACACGAUACUAUGCUGAACAAUUUGAAGACGCCAUGGCUAUAGUACGACGCUUCGGUUCACCAGACUUCUUUAUAACCAUGACAUGUAAUCCGGAAUGGCCUGAAAUAAAAGAAGCUGCCCGUAUUGUUACCGAGGAAGGGUUUGUUAUUCAGCAGCGAGCUCAAGAUCGUCCUGAUCUCGUUGCGAGAGUAGCAAAGCUGAAGUUUGAAACCAUUAUUGAGGAAUUGUACAAGAAACAAAUCUUUGGGAAAGUAGCAGCCUAUGUUUAUACUAUUGAAUUUCAAAAGCGUGGUCUCCCUCACAUGCAUCUUUUACUAAUUAUGAGAUCGGAAGACAAAGUGCACAAUCCUGAUGAGCUAGAUGAUUUAAUUUCUGCUGAGAUCCCAGACAACACAGAUCCUGAGUUGCGAGAACUGGUAUUGAAAUGGAUGAUCCAUAAUCCUUGCGGUGAACAUGACUUAAAUGCGUCAUGCAUGAAAAACCACAAUGGAAAAAUUCACUGCCGUUUCGAUUUCCCCAAACCUUUUCAAGAAACAACAUCACUGGUUGACGACGAAAAACCAAAAUUAAGACGUCGGUAUGAUUCCAGACUGGACCAGCAGAGCCCUGAAUUUUCUCACGAACUAGCUGUCUACCGAAAAGACAAGUCUGGUAGAAGAAUAACCAGAGACAACCGCCACGUGGCUCCUUACAAUGCAUAUUUGCUGAAACUUUUCAAUUGCCACAUAAACGUUGAAUUUGUUGGAAGCAUUAGAGCAGUGAAAUAUUUAUACAAAUAUAUUUACAAAGGACAUGACUGCGCCUAUAUUAAAAUUGUGGAGGAGCAAAAAAGAAUAAAUUAUAAUGAACCAGACACAUACAUUGAAGGGCGGUGCAUCACACCACCGGAGGCUUGCUGGCGUUUAUCUGGAAAUGAACUCCAAAAGAAGAGCCAUGUAGUGCAACGUCUUGACAUACAUCUUCCUGGUCACUACCGAAUGUCAGACAUUGUGAAUGUGCAAGAAGAUCUGGCGGACACUGGCAUUAAGGGUUCCACAUUGGAGUCUUAUUUCAAAACCAAUGCAACCAAGAAGCAAAAAGAAGAAGCUAACCGUCUUGCUGGACUGGAUGAAGAAAUUACCUACCACUUUUAUUGGCAGAUGCCCGAGCAUUUUAAAUGGAUCGGAAGGACGAGUGAAUGGGUUGAGAGGCUUCGACAAAUCAAUGUUAUUGGUCGUAUCCACAGCGUUAAUUUUGUUGCCCAGCCAGAGUUAUACCAUCUCAGGAUGCUUUUGUACCACGUCAAUGACGCUACAAGUUUUGACGAACUUCUUAAAUUUAAUGGUAUCAGGCAUGCCACGUUCAAGCAAGCGUGUCUUGCUCGAGGGCUUGCCUAUGAUGACCAACAGUGGAUAGAUGGUCUGCAGGAAUCGGCCAUGUCAAAAACACCUAGAGCCAUGAGAACACUAUUUACACAGAUUUUAAUAUUUGGAUCUCCAGAAAAUCCAAAAAGACUUUGGGAAAUGUUCAAAGCAGAUCUGGCUGAAGAUUUUCUUCUAGAAAUAGAACGCACAGGUGGCCGAGUGGAAGACGCGAUAAAUCAUACCUAUCGAAUUAUCGCCUCCAAAUUAAAUACCGAAGCCACAGAAGGCAGAGAUUUUCAGUACUGGGUCAACACCUUUGGCAUGGACAACAUUGACUUUGUCAAUAACCAUUUAAAUGUGGAUAUGCUUAACAACGACUGCUCAAUACUGGAAGGGGAACGGUUGUAUGGACUCCUAAAAGGGAAACAGCUUGACAUAGUGAAUACCAUUCUUGAUGCUGUCACAAGUCAUAACUCUGGACCAAGAUGUUUUUUUAUUGAUGGACCUGGAGGUACUGGAAAAACGUUUGUGUACAAAACUAUUUAUCACAUUCUUCGGGGUCGAAAUUUCAAUGUGAAAUGUAUGGCAUUUACAGGAAUAGCAUCAAUUCUUUUGCCUAAUGGACGCACCUCACACAAAACAUUUGGCCUCAGUGUGCCCCUUACACCUGAAUCAGUUUCAAACAUAAAGCUAGGAUCAAUGAAAGCUGCUCAGUUAGCGGAAGUUGAUGUAUUUUUAAUGGAUGAGGCCCCUAUGCUGCCAAAAUACGGACUUUCUACCGUAGACCAGCUACUAAGAGCAAUCGGCAAUGCAAAAGAGCCUUUUGGAGGAAAAACAAUAGUUUUGGGGGGGCGACUUCCGGCAAUGUCUUCCAAUUCAGCCACGAGCUAA
Biomphalaria glabrata is the source of this 4956-nucleotide messenger RNA. RefSeq lists its product as uncharacterized. The transcript has a single exon. NCBI's taxonomy places the organism in Eukaryota, Metazoa, Mollusca, Gastropoda, Planorbidae. Gene Ontology annotation, molecular function: DNA helicase activity. The coding region runs from base 1 to 4956 and encodes 1651 amino acids. Gene Ontology annotation, biological process: DNA repair; telomere maintenance. The record is from RefSeq and is a predicted model, not a curated record.